UCUGGCCGAUUGAUAAAAGAGACUUUGGGAACAAAAGGAAAUAAAAACAUUUUUGUGAAUACACCACAAGUUAUUAUUCGUACAUUUGGAUACUUUGUAAUUGAAGUGUCGGGGGUGUUAAUUGGCAUUGAUUAGCUAUGCCAUGGUAAGUACAGUAGUGGUGGUGUUGCCGAUCAUGAUGAUGAUCCGAUCGGAGUUGUGGUAGCUGAGAACGGGGAAGGGGAUAAUUGUACACCAGACGAACGAAAUGGCAAAAAUCGAGGAUUCGCUGGUGCUGCUGGUGCUGUUCUUGUGGACUUUGGUGUCAGGGCUGUACUUUCCCCAGUCGGAGCUGAGCUUGCGGAUACCGUACACGAGGAGCAGCAUAGGUCUGAUAGCCGAGAUCAACCUGACGACGGUGAGGACCCUGAGGAGCAACGCCACGGAGACCGAGGACGUGGAGUACUUUAUUCUGCCGUCCGAGGACAACGUCGCCACUCUUGACCCGAGGAAAGGGGACCUCGUGCUCCACUCUCUGCCCAAGGAUGGCGCUUCGAGCGCAAUCGUCGUCCGGGCGAGAGAAAAGUCCGGCGCCGAGGCCUUCCUCGAGAUAAACAUCCAGCCCGAAGCCAUCCCCGAGGACCAAAUCAAUUGCACCCGAUAUCUCAAGGACAUGUGCUUUUGGAACGGCACCAAGUACAGGAUUUACGAGAACCAGCCGGCGACGAUGCUCGGCACUCUGGCCCCGGACGUUUACAAAUCCAUUUGUCCCAACUUUUACGUCAGCGGCUACGAGUUGCUCAACGGAACGAAUUUCUUUUAUCUGGUGAACGACAAGUUGUACGCCAACGAGUCGCUCGAUCGAGACGCGAGGAAGCCACCAAAGGGCACCGGGCCGGAGGUGUCGGUCGAGCUGAGAUGCGGAGUCUGGGAGGAAACGACUGGGAUGCAGUACACGGUCGGCAGGGUAUUGAGCAUCGACGUGCUCGAUCAGAACGACAAUCCCCCGAUAUCGCAGACGAACGGGAGCGUCGAGUUUCACUUGAGCGAGUUUACCAAGGGCGAUCGAUUGGAUGAAAAUGAUUUACUGAUCAAGGACGCGGACGACAUAAACACCAACUCCUACAGCGUCCGGUUGCUCGACGACGUUCACAAUGCCAUUAAUUUGACAUUUGACACCAUGUCGAUUUAUCACCCGAAAAUGCCCAACUUUCCCCCAUGGACCGCAAUUUACGCAAGAUUGCACUCCAGGACGACGCUACUUCCCGAAUCGCCGUAUCGCGUGACGUUGCAAGUGAUCGAUGAAUCCCUGCUGCCGGGCUUUGGAAACAAUACGCUCAACAUCACGCUGCUGUUCGUCGGUCCGCAAUACCGGAGCACGACGACCGCGGCUUCAGUACCCACGGCCCGCCGGAUCCUGUACCCAGAAUCCGUGCGCGUGUCCCGGGGCUCGGGCCGGUUCUUCCGGGUCGCCCAGCCCAUCGAGCCGGUCGACUCUAAGGUGGUUUUCAGUUUGCGGGGACCGCGGGCCUUUGGCGUCACCCGCGCGGCUGGCAUCGUUUACGUGGCCAACUCCAGCGCCCUGCACUCCCUGCCCGCGGUUGUUAGCUUGCGGGUCGAGUGGCGCACGGCCACCGAUCAAUUUUCCGUGCCUAUGGCGGUUAAGGUUUACGAGCCGGAGGAGACGUGCGAGCACCUGGACAGGACGGCCAGCACCUGCGCCACCGCUGGGAAUGCCGAGGACUGCGAGGGCCGGUGCGGCGUGGGCAUUGGCGACUCCGACCCAAACGACGAAAAGACGGGUGGCUGCGUUUGGCGAUCCAACAAAUUGAACAGCAGCGCGAUGACUGAAAAGUACCAGACCUGCACGCCCAACUUGAAAUUCUGUCCCGAUUACACGUGCGACGAGCUGGAAUACCUCGAUUACAAGAUUUGCCCGCAGGACUGUGUCAUCGAAGCCGAGGUGCACUUUGCCGAGCUGAACAAGAACGGCCGAGGCAUCAGACGCGGCGUCGGCACCUGCAAGUGCGAGGACACCAUGCAGUGCAACUGCGGCCUCGGCAGCGACAAGCCAUCCUCGUCCUCGUCCCCAAUGGUGAUUCACAAAAACCACCCCACCGCAACCGAAACCCCGGCGAGGAGCAAAAACAACGGAGUCCCGCCCGAGGUCGUCGCGUCCGACGCGAGGAAAGCUACAGGUAGCCCGUGCGGGUCGACGUGCGUGAUAGGGAUAGUGUCGUCGUGCGUCUUCGUCGUGCUGAUCAUCAUCGGGAUUUGCUUCGUCUGGCGACACAGGUAUGGAACUAAGGUGCCGAGACGAGGCUGCAUGCACAGGGGCAGCGACGGCAUCAACGGCGUCGGGAUCCUGCCGCUGGACUACGCGGAUCGCGGCGACGGCCUGCUAAUUGGACUGGAAUCCCUGACAGCUGCCAAUCGCAUGCUCCUCACCCAGAAGAAUUCCCCGCCGGACCCAAAGUGGGAGUUUCCCCGCUCGCGGUUGACGAUCGAGCAGGUGCUGGGCGAGGGCGAGUUCGGCCGAGUCUUGCGAGCAAAAGCCCAGGACAUCGGGGGCUGGUCGGGCUUGACGACCGUGGCCGUGAAGACCCUGAAGGAGGACGCGAGCACCUCGGAGCUGGUCGACCUGCUGUCCGAGUACCAGCUGCUCAAGGAGACCCAGCACCCCAACGUCAUACGGCUCCUCGGUGCCUGCACGACGCUGGGCGGCCCGAUAUACCUCAUCAUCGAGUUUGCCGAGUUUGGCUCGCUCAGGAAUUAUUUGCGAAGAAGUCGUCAUUUGGGGGACGAAGAGCGAGUGCCGGGAUCGACUUCUCUUUUGGCUUCUUCGCCAAACAAGUCAUUGGAUCAUCACGUCAACCAGACGGUCAAUUGCACGAUAACCCCGAGGGACAUAAUUUCGUUCGCCUGGCAAAUUAGUAAGGGAAUGGCUUACCUGGCGGAAAUAAAGUUGGUUCAUCGAGAUUUGGCUGCGAGAAACGUCUUGCUGGCAACGGGAAAAGUUUGUAAGAUAUCGGACUUUGGCUUGACGCGCGAUGUCUACGAAGAUGACGCUUACUUAAAGCGGAGCAAGGGAAGAGUGCCCGUAAAAUGGAUGGCACCGGAAUCCCUGGCCGAUCACGUCUACACGAGCAAGUCCGACGUUUGGAGCUUCGGUGUGCUUCUCUGGGAGCUCGUCACUCUCGGCGCAUCGCCCUAUCCAGGCGUCGAUGUGCACAACCUUUACAAUCUCCUCAAGGCCGGUUAUCGCAUGGAAAAGCCCAAAAACUGCUCCAAUCAACUGUACAAACUAAUGGUCUCCUGCUGGCACGAGGAGCCAGGAAUGAGGCCGUCGUUCAAGGAGCUCGCCAACCACUGGGAACGCAUGCUCGAGGACGCUGUCGAAUACCUCGACCUCAAUCCCCGGACCGUUCAUAAUCAAGCGUACUUUACGACGCUCCACGCCCUGGACAGUCCCAACUCGAGCGGCGAAUCGACCCGCGACGUUGUGAGCUACGCCCUGGUGAGCUCGGCGAUGGCCAACAGCGGCGUCAACUACAUGAGCCGGCCGUCGUUCGAGCAGCCCUCGAAGCCCGACCAGGUCGACAAACUCGAGGCCCUGUGGCACGAGCCUCUAAACACGAGUUUCGCGGACAGCGGCGUCGAGGAGGACUCAGCGACGCGCUCGACCUACGUCAACGAGGCCGCCUCGGAAGCGUACCGGCAGCGCCGGGAUAUCGAUCACUACGAGGUGCCGAUCAAGAUGAGGCGCCAGACGAGCAGCAGCGACAACGAGCUCGCCUCGUCGAUGAGCUCGGGGGGUGGUAGGCCGCAGUCGUACAUCGACAUGCAACCCGGAGGUAGCGGCAAACUCGACGAUCUCCUCAUGUCCUUUGGGAGCUCGGAUAACAAGGACGAAUCGGCCUUGAACGACUUUGACGCUUGAGCCUUUUUUUCAUCCAAUCCAACUCGCACAUAAUAUAUACGUCUGUUUACGAGGAAUCUGGAAGAACACUGUACUAGUGUUUCAACAUUAAUGGGAGUCAAGUAUUUAGUACAUCCAUAUGCGCAACUGUAUAAGGAUACAUUUAUAUGUGUACAGGCCAACAAUGUAACGAUACUUACGGCAAAUGUGGACCCAAGUGAUGUUCCAUGCACAUGUACUUCUGCGGGAAGAUUUUAUAAGAACUUGGGCAUUGUACUUUUGAUCAUCUCGGUGUGAUGACUGGAAUAGUCUUCAUUGUACAUAUAUUCGUUCGAAGGUAUAGAGUAAGAAGAGCGUUUUUUUUUUUUUUUUUUUUAUAUAUAUUUGUCAAGGUGUGAAAUGAAUGACAAAAAGUUGCGAGAGAAAUGGUGGUGAUCUUAUUCUAACGGGAGGUAUCCAUUUGCGAGAAAAUUUGUCUUCUCUUGUUUUCCCAACAGCAAAAUUAUACCGUAGUUAAUCUAUUCUCACGAAAAAAAACUAUAAUGACUGUACUGGGAAAAAUACGGUUCUUACUAUUUUGUUUACUAGUCAAUGAUCUAAUGAAAAUAAAUUAAAGUAGAAAAAGGGCUAAAGGUGUAUAAUAUUAA
Molecule: messenger RNA, 4545 nt
Organism: Copidosoma floridanum
Lineage: Eukaryota; Metazoa; Arthropoda; Insecta; Hymenoptera; Encyrtidae
Gene: Ret
Product: protein kinase receptor Ret oncogene
Biological process (GO): positive regulation of kinase activity; multicellular organism development; protein phosphorylation
Cellular component (GO): signaling receptor complex; plasma membrane
Molecular function (GO): transmembrane receptor protein tyrosine kinase activity; ATP binding
Source: RefSeq, a predicted model, not a curated record